Messenger RNA from Acanthoscelides obtectus, 4813 nucleotides. The record is from the annotation of a GenBank genome assembly. Lineage: Eukaryota; Metazoa; Arthropoda; Insecta; Coleoptera; Chrysomelidae.
AUGGAGGCUGACCAAGUUUCUGGAGGGAAAGUGACUAGGAGUCGCGGUGGUGCUCCUCUGACCGCAGUUCCUGUUCAUUUAGACUCGCCGCCUCUCAGCAACGGUUGCGCAAUGGGAAAUCCUGCGCGAGAAACGCUGCUGACUCGCGCGGAUACCGCAGUCGCACGUCUAGCGGCGUCUUUAGAAAAGUCCGCUGCGCAGUGUGGAGCUGCGCAUAAAAGAGGAGGUGGACCCCUUAUAUCGGAAGAAAAAUUUCAGCUAACCCAACAAUCUCUUCAACUAGUAACCUCAAGCAAAGUGCUGGUGGUAGCAUUAUCAUCGUCGACUGAACCUGCUUCUGCCGCGCGAUCUGACGAUGCGACCAACGCUAGCAGCCUCUCCGAAAACCUGGCCGUUUGUGUAGCCUUAUUGCGACGUCUAUCGUAUACGACGUGACGACUGCUUUCAGACAGCUGUUAGCAGCUCCACCUGCUGGCGGGGUGGACUGGUCCUCAAAGUCAGCAGUUGAGGAGCACUUGACGGCACAAGCGGAAAGACUAGCAAACGUACUAGCUGCACUGUUGCGUACUCUCAGGGUAUUCUCUCCUUGAAAUACGGUAUCUGAAUGUUAUCGAAGGAAGAUAUGAAACAGUUGAAAUAUUUGCCAUCUGUAAAAAGAGUUCAUAAUUUGUUAUUCCAACACUUUUGAAAAGCUUGGAGUUCUCGUCCAGCUAAUGUGGAAGUGAAAAUGGCAACUGCUUGUCCAAAAAGUAUUUUUUAACAAAUCGUUACUUUGUUCACAUAAAAAGACGACUAUAAGCUUUUUUACGAAAUUCGGAAUACUUUGUGUGGUUGCUAAUAUCCUUAAAAUGCAAACUAUACCUUUAUAUCUACUUUGAUGAAGUUAUAAGAUCAAACAUUUGAAUGGUUGACGAAUCAUGUCAUUCCAAAAAUAAAUAGACUGUAUAAGAUCAAAAUAACCAUGAAAAAAAUCGUAACCAACAAGACUCAAGUAAGAAACUUAUGUAGGAGUGUUAGAAUCUCGUUUUACUGAAAAUGUAUUAUAUCAAGAUUUUUGAAAUUUUAUUAUGACUCCAGUAAUUAAUACUUAGUCAAAGAACCUUUCUUAUAGCCGUAAAUGUUAAUCAUUGUUUUGUGUUAUACAAAAAGCAAAAAAUAUAACUCAAUCUACGUUAACUUUGCGUAGUACUACUAUAGGGCUGUCGUACAUUUGGCCACCGGUGUCAACGUCAGGAAAGCAACUAGUAGAGCAGCCACAAGUUGGGAUAGCAAAUUGAGUGUUCAAAUAGCCAAUUUCGAGCCACAAACCAAGGCAGCCGCUAAUUGUAAAUCCAAAGAGUGAUUAUAACUAGAGAAGACAGACAAGGCCACUAAAUUAAAGUCAGAUAGAGAGAGAUAGAGAUAACCAAGAUGUAACCAAGAACUUGGCGUCUAUCUCUGAUCUUUCUCAGGAUUUGUCAGAAGCCUGGCUACUGACUGGUCACCCUUUAAAAGAAACAGUUUUGAUUUGGGGUCUGUCUUAUGGUAUUUACAAAUAUAUUACAGCUUUGUGUGCAUUUUCAUACUUCACAACUCUGAACAAAAGGUACAGGAUAUGUUUCAAAUAACAUAACAGGGACUUUAUUGAAUUAAAAUGGAUUGUUACAAAAAUGGCAUGCUGAAAAAUAUAAGGUUAAUUUAAAUUUGACCAAUCAGACAACGUCAUUUGUAAAUGAGCUGCCGCUGCCAUUUUUUGAGGGUGCGACAUGGUUGUCAUAUUGUGUACCAGCAACACUGCUUUGUUUCCCAGUCGCCCAUAUGAGUUUCACCCCCCUGGCUGAUGGCCUGUAAACACGUAUUUUGUUAGAGAUAAAUACCAUGUUGCCAGGUGGAUAAUUCUUUUUGGAUGAACUUAAGGCCGUAUCUUUAGUGGUUCCUACAAUUGUAGUACACCUUCAUGGUCUCCUUGAUUUUCAUAGUUUUCUACUGUACUGUGCCAGCGCUCUAUUUUGAGAUUAUGUUACAAAUAUCUAUUUGCAUCAAAUUGUUCAUGCUAUUGAUUUAUAUCAUCUGUUAUAUCAGCCUGAAAUUCAAAAAGAAUCUUACAAUAGCGCUGACGCUGACACGGAACAGUAGAUAUCUAAUAAUACUUCAGCCUUUUCUGAAGGAGAGAAAAUGGUAUCAAAAUCAAGGAGGCCAUAAAGGCGUCCUUCAAUUCUAGGUACGACUGACGAUACGGGCCUCAUCGUCCAUCACUCGUAAUGGAAGCAUAUUUUGUUCAAAUCUACUUUUGUUUCGACAUUAAUUCAUGGUGAGGAUAUUUACCAUACAGUUGCGGCCUAGGGAAUAUAUUUUUCUUUCAAUAAAGUUUUAAAUAACAGUUUCCACGAAUGCUCUUGGCAUCAUGGAAAUAUAUAAGUUACCCUGAAAACAUAAUAAAAAGAAAUGUUAGUUUGAAAAUCUUUUUUUUUCAGCCUAAACCUGACAUAAUUGUUAUCUAGACAGCCUGGCAUUAAAACGAUAUAUUCACUUAUUACGUAUGUCUUUUAGACACAACCACCACAAAUCGGAAAAGAACUGAACUCAGCUCAGUCUAAGUGUAGCGUUUUGUAAACAUUUUGCAAGCUUGGCAACACCGCCUCGGUCAUUUAUGAGCGAAAUUCUUGUAUUAUUGACACAAUGUCAAGCAAUAGCUCAAGAACCGACAGCAAAUUUUUGGCUACACCAUCGUGUUCUGAUAUGAUACGAUUAAAACUGGUCAAAUCUUGAGUAUUUUGAUAACUAAAUAUCGAAACGUCUUCUUUUGAUAUAACUACUCUUUGGUGCCACCGUGGUUAGCCCGAUAAACUGUAAAAAAAGUCCGUAUGUAUCGCAGAGGUAGCGAUAGUUGAUCAGACAAAAACUUUUGAUUAUAUAUUUUUGUGAAUUUACAUCCUUGUCAAAGCUGCACACUCACCAUAAAAUUAAAUACGAGGAUCGGGUGAAAUGUUCUCGGCCUGACAAAGAAAUGACGUUCCAGUCAGCCAAUAACUCAUAAUUCCUUGUUGGAUGUCCAUGUAAUUUGUUUGAUAAGCUUCAACUUAUUCUCAAGUAGUUUAUUCACACGAUUUAUUUAUCGUGCACGUCUUGCGUGGUGUCCAUCAAGAUGGAUAAAAUUGAAUUACGUGCUAUUGUCAAAUUCCUCAUGUUGGAAGGAUUAUAUCACAAAAUGCAAGUUCAGAGUUAUUUAGGAAAAUGUUAUUUGAUUUGAUAUAUUUUCCUUUAGUUUAUGGUUCUGACUCAAAUCAGAAAAUAUUGAAUUAGUCUUGGGAUACUGAAAAAUUAUUAGUUUCUUAGAAAAAGUGCAAAAAGAUGUACAUUAACUGAAAAUUAAACUGAGGUAGAAUAAUAGAUACGUAGAAAGAAGCGUCAACUACUUUAUUAUUUGAAACAUAAUAUUAACAAAGUGUACAAUAUUAAAAGAUACGCGUUCAAAGUGUAAUUAUUUUCUUCUUUGGAUUUGGUAAGUUCAGUUGUUCUUCUCCUUCGUAAUACCAUCAGUAUUCCUUAUCUACAAACUUUAUUUGAUUAUUGAGAUUGUUUUAGCUUUUCUAUAGUUAAACCUCCAAACUUUUCUGUUAUCUUUAUUGGCAGAAAUUUAGGGCGGUCCCGGUUUUUUUGCAUUUUAAUUCUCAAAUCAACCUUUAGGGAUGGCGUGUAUGUUUUUACGCCGAUGCUGCCACACAGGCAGUAGCCUAAAUGCCUGGGCUGCUAUGAGGAGCUUAAAGAUACCCUGUUAAUCCAAUUUUUGGACUGCUUGAGGUUAGGAGAACUGGGAAAAGUCUCCUUAUGUAGAUUGUUCCACACUAUCGAUACUCUAGGGGCAGAGGAGCGGUCGUAUCGGUCAGCUAUGAUGUACGAACUUAGACACGGUUAAGGUGCACACACGGUUCAGCGGGUCUGAUUGGCAGGCACAUGGUGAGGCGGCAUCACGGAGGAGAUCUUGGAUGAGCAAAGCCUGUUGGGUAUUGCGGUUGAAGAGAGCUAGGUCGUUGACGGCCCGCCGGUGCGAAAGGGUCCCGAGACUGUCCAUUAGAUAAGAGUCAUCGAUCAGUUGGAUAGCCCUCUUCUGAACAACAUCGAGCAUGGAUAGUGUAGUUGGGGCUACACCACCCCAGACGUGUGAGCAGUAUUCGGCGCUAGGUCUUACCUGGGAAUUGUACACAGUGAGAAGGUCGUGUGGAGAAAAUCACUUCUUAGCCUCGCUUUUUCCCAGUAGCUGGCGAUAUUGGUCAGAUGUGUUUGUGCCAGAUUAAGUUCUCGGUAAUCUGAACUCCGAUCAGCCGAUAUGAACGGUUCUUUGAUAGAACUCGGCAAUCCAUCGAAACCGAAUGAGCGAUAGGGCGUUUCUGUCUUUUGAAAGCAUUACACUCUACCAGAUUGUUGCGUCUCCAAGCAGUGAUAACCUCCAGGACUCUCGUCAGAGAUGAAGUCGCUGCUAGUCUUUUUCUCUCCAGCUCGCUGGCAGAAAUCGGCUUGUAGCUUAACUUUCAGCAGUACAACUUGAUACGUGUUUGACACCGACUAGACUCUCAAAACAUAACCUCAAAGGUGGUAUGUCAUCAGCAACUAACAUAUCCAUAUAGCCUAUUUCACGAGUAUCCAUCAUGCUUGGACGUCUACUCGUGAAAUAGGGUAUAGAUACUUGUAGUUGAUAGAGGUAGUAUGUCUCUUAUCAGUUUAAUAUAGCUCUUUUAUCAACUGAAAUAAUAGCAGAACUCAGAGCCAAAAUAGUGGAACCAACACGGCCGAACACUAUUCCUCCUCUUCUUUGAUUAAGUAGGUUUGAGGGGAG